AUGAACCUGUCAAAUGUUCCAGCCAACGUCCCAGAAGCAGACGCUGUAGCAGAUACCCUAGCCCGGGAAUGGAAGGAAGCAGAAGCAGCCCUGAGAAUGAGCAAAGAACAAAUGACCAGGAAUCAAGGAACCGUGCUGGAAUACUCAAUAGGCAAAAGGGUUUGGCUAGAUGGAAGAAAUGUAGAACUUAGGACCAAUUCUAACAAGCUAGACCCCAAGCAACUUGGUCCCUUCAGAGUCAUUGAGAAAAUCUCUAGCCACGCCUACGGCCUAGAGCUACCGGAAUCUCUGAAAAUCCACAACGUGUUCUAUGUGGGACUAUUAUCCAAGAGCCACAAAUCCCCAAGUCAGCCUUUUCCAGAAAGGCCCCCUCCUGAAACAAUAGAAGGGGAAGAAGAAUAUGAGGUCAAACAAAUCAUUGACUCUAAGCAACAAAAGGAAAAUGGACCAGAGGACAACUCAUGGGAACCUGAAGAACUGCUGGAACACAGCCAGGAAGAGAUCAAGCGUUUCAACCAAGCUAGACUCAGAAAGGCUCGUGACGCUGCCAAGAGCCUUUAA
This is a messenger RNA of Rhizoctonia solani, 561 nucleotides long. RefSeq names its product Transposon Tf2-7 polyprotein. The transcript is spliced from 2 exons. Lineage: Eukaryota; Fungi; Basidiomycota; Agaricomycetes; Cantharellales; Ceratobasidiaceae. The record is from RefSeq and is a predicted model, not a curated record. Bases 1 to 561 code for a protein of 186 amino acids.